Molecule: messenger RNA, 1338 nt
Organism: Microthlaspi erraticum
Lineage: Eukaryota; Viridiplantae; Streptophyta; Magnoliopsida; Brassicales; Brassicaceae
Source: the annotation of a GenBank genome assembly
AUGGAGCACCUGUUUCCUGAUUGGAAUUUUGAAGAUAAUUUUCACAUGUCCACUAAUAAAAGAUCAAUCAGACCAGAAGAUGAACUAGUGGAGCUAUUAUGGAGAGAUGGUCAAGUGGUUUUACAAAGCCAAGCUCGUAGAGAACCAUCAUCAGUCCAAGUCCAAACCCACAAACAUGAAACCCUACGGAAACCAGACAACCCUUUUCUUGACCACCAAGAAACAGUUCCAAAACAUAACAACACUGAAGAUCAAGAAACCGUCUCAUGGAUCCAAUACCCUCCAGAAGAUGUCGUUGAUCCCUUCGAAUCAGAGUUCUCCUCCCAUUUCUUCUCUUCCGUAGAUCACCUCGACGGUCCAGAGAAGCCACAGACGAUCGAGGAGACUCCUAAGCAUGACGCUCAUCAAGCCAUGGCUCCUCCUAAGUUUAGGUCCUCCGUGUUGACCGUUGGACCGAGCCAUUGUGGAAGCAACCUGUCUACGAAUGAUCAUCAGGUGAUUACUCAGCCUCCGGUUUCUAUCAGUGAUAGAACCAAGAACGUCGAAGAAAGACUUGACCUUUCGUCCGGUGGCUCGUCCGACUGCAGCUACGGAAAGAACAACAAAGAAACCGGUAGUGGAAGAAGCGUAACCAUUGGCCGUAAAAGAAAACAUGUAAUGGACACUGAUCAAGAAUCUGUCUCUCAAUCUGAUGUACCCUUAAUCUCAAACGAUGAUCAAGCCAUGGGAAACAAAUCGAGCCAACGGUCAGGAUCUACCCGAAGAAGCCGUGCGGCGGAAGUUCAUAAUCUCUCUGAAAGGAGGAGGAGAGAUCGGAUCAAUGAGAGAAUGAAAGCUCUUCAAGAACUCAUACCUCACUGCAGUAAAACAGAUAAAGCUUCCAUUUUGGAUGAAGCCAUUGAUUACUUGAAAUCACUUCAAAUGCAACUCCAAGUGAUGUGGAUGGGAAGUGGAAUGGCGGCUGCAGCUGCGGCAGCAGCAGCGACUCCGAUGAUGUUUCCCGGCGUACAGCCGUCGCCGUACAUUAAUCAGAUGGCUAUGCAGAGUCAGAUGCAAAUGCCGCAGUUCCCGGUUAUGAACCGGCCCGCUGCACAGAAUCAUCCCGGUUUAGUUUGUCAAAACCCGGUACAGUUACAGAUGCAAGCACAGAACCAGAUCUUAUCGGAGCAGCUCGCUAGGUACAUGGGCGGGUUUCCUCAGAUGCCGGCGGCGACGACUCAGGCCGUGCAAGUGCAACAGCCAGUGGACAUGUUGAGAUUUGGGUCUCCGGUGGGACAGCAAAGUCAACUGUCGGCGCCGGUUACCACCGACAGUCUUCGUUUGGGUAAAAUAGGCUGA